Messenger RNA from Stegastes partitus (bicolor damselfish), 7720 nucleotides. It is a transcript of the gene rab11fip5a, whose product is annotated as RAB11 family interacting protein 5a (class I). Gene Ontology annotation, biological process: regulated exocytosis. Gene Ontology annotation, molecular function: small GTPase binding. The record is from RefSeq and is a predicted model, not a curated record. Lineage: Eukaryota; Metazoa; Chordata; Actinopteri; Pomacentridae. Gene Ontology annotation, cellular component: secretory granule; early endosome; phagocytic vesicle. The transcript has 6 exons. The coding region runs from base 279 to 4247 and encodes 1322 amino acids.
AGGCAGGAGGACGGACGCUGCCGCAGAGCUCAACCGCCGACGGACACGCACAGAGGCAGCCAGGGGGGGCGAGCAAGCACCGGCCAUAAUGCGGCAUCGUCGCCCGCUGACCCCGGAGCUGAUGUGACUGUUUCCCCCCCUCAAGCCGGAGCAGGGAGGGAGCGGGCGGACACCGGCACCACCUCUCUCUCUUCCCCCCCCCCCGCCGCUGUUGCCUCGUCCUCGGUGCGUCUGGAGAGCGGAGGGCUGGUGGAGCGAGGGAGGGAGGGAGGGUGGACAUGUCCUCGCUAACCGUGGAGGAGGACCAGAGAUGGCUACCGACGCACGUCCAGGUGACGGUGCUGAGAGGAAGAGGCUUACGGGGCAAGGGCAAGCACGGCACCAGCGACGUGUACACCAUCAUCCAGCUGGGCAAGGAGAAGUACUCGACGUGCGUGGUGGAGAAGACCACCGAGCCCGAGUGGAGGGAGGAGUGCUCCUUCGAGCUGCAGCCCGGCGUGCUGGAGAGGAGCGGCGGCAGGAGCGGGUACCCGGCCGGCAGCAACGAGCUCGUCCUCACCGUGAUGCACCGGGCGCUCAUCGGGCUGGACGUGUUCCUGGGGCAGGCUGUGGUCCAGCUGGAUAAAGUGUUUCAUGAGAGCAGAUGCGUGAAAAACGAGUGGUACAGACUCAACUCUAAGACAGGGAAGAAGGAGAAGGAGCGGGGAGACAUUCAAGUCACCGUCCAGUUCACCCGAAACAACCUGACCGCCAGCAUGUACGACCUGGUCAUGAAGGACAAAGGCGGCUCCACCUUCAGCAAGCUCAAGGAGCGCAUGAGGGGGAAGAGGAGAUCCAGCGAGGAGGACUCCUCGUCGGCCAUCCUGCCCGGAGGCUACGGCUCUCUGUCCCGGUUGCGCCAAAGACUGCCCAGCGACGGAGGCGGGGAGGAGGAUUACGAGGACGACGAGGGCGGCGAGGCCCGGCGGAGCAAGAUGAGGACCUUCUUCCUGAGGGGCAAGUUGAGGAAAUCGUCCGACACUCGCUCCAGCACUUCCUUAGGCUCGGAGAGCAGCGAGUCGUCGUCCCGGGGAGGGAGCCUCAGUCCCACAGCCGGCAUCAGCGUGGUGGUCUCUGACCUCUCCAACUCCCCCAGCAACAGCAGCAACCUGACUGCAGAUAACAGCCCAGAGCACACAGCCAACACGUCGCCCAAGUCGUCGUCUCUCAAAUGUGAGUUCGGUGAUGAGGCCGGUGAGAUCACCAUCGCAGUGCCUCAGCCCACUGUUUGCGUUAACGGAAGCCAUGAAUACGACGUCCAGCCGCUGGACCCAGGCUCAGGAAAACCUGCGGGUUCUUUAGGCUUGGGACUGUUGCAGAAGUCUUUGCCUCUGUCCAUGUCUCUGCAGAACCUCAGCCCGCGGCCCUCCACGGACCUCCCCAUAGGCCUGGCGGGAGACGGGCGCCGCUGGUCUUUCGACAAACCCGGCGAGGAGGAGAAAGCUGCCAUAGCGGCGGCGCUGGAGAAAAGCGGCCCGAUGCUGGCCGAAGACGAAGACGAGCGUUCGGGAGAGGCGGCUUCCGCGGUGGAGCUGGAGAUUCAGGGGAAAAAGCAGAGGAGGAACUUGCUCUCCCACGGGAGGAGUGAGUCUGCGGGGAAAGCUCAGUCCAAGGAUGAGUCUGAACAGGCCCCCGCCGCCGCCGAGGAGAAACACAAGGGAUGGUUCGGAUCAAAGGACUCGCACAGCAAACUCAGCCUGGUGGUCUCACCUAAACUAGAGCCCAGCACUGACCCUCACCCACCUCCUCUUCCUCCCACUCACCUCCCCUCGGGUCCCCCUGUAGAGGCUGCCUCCUCUCUGCACCACACUAACCCCUUCUGCCCCUCACAGCCCUCGCCGCCUCCCAUCUCCCCCUGCAACCCUUUCUUCUCUCUCCUGCAGCACAACCCUUUCUACGAGGACAUGCUAACCACUCCGCAGCUCAAACCUCCGCUGCCUCCUCUUCCCUUUCUUUCCAGCUCCCGGCCCCCCAUAGCUCAGCUCUUUCCGAGGAACCCCGACCCGACCGCAGGCGACCCCGUCACUGCCGCAAACAGCCAAGCGAUGGCUAAAGUCAGGGAAAGACCCCUUCCUCCAGCUCCCACGGAGGGCAAGAAACCUCUAGUCAAGAAGUCGUCCAACCCUUUUAUGUCUGUGGAGGAGCUGGGACUGAAUUCAGAGUGGGACGAAUCCUUUGAAGCGUUUGCAGCUGGCAGGCUGCAGUCUCCCGAGGAUCUCACCACAGAGUGCAAAACACAGCAAAACACAGCCAGUGACCAUCCGCUGGAACGCUGCAAUAAUAAAGGAGCAUUACUGCCCGUAAUAAAUCAAAACUCCAACGUGAACGACGCGCCGCACCACCAGGAUUGGACGAGUGAUUUAUUCGAAGCGCAUAAAUUGACCAGCCAGGUGAAGAGCGCGCAUCACCUUGACGCUUUCCCACAAUUCCUCGAAACAAUCCCAGAGCACAGAAGCAUUGAAACUGCUUUAAAUACUUCCACUAACUCUCUCGCUCGCACCGAAACUAAACAAGACGCCACUAAUGAUUUAGCCGACACUAACAUGCAUCAAAGCCCCUCGUCUGCUCAGAUCAGCAGCAGCUCUCCGGAUCCCACUUCCUCGGGUCUCGGCAGUUCAGCAGAAGACGACUUCCUCUCGUGUCUCUCCUCUCAUUCUGACAAAUUCUCCGCAUCCUCUUCCUCGGAGGAAGCUGAAAGCAACAUCCUGGGCUUUGAGAAAUCCUGCGAGUCAGCUGUGGCGAAAAAUGAAAGACCCGAAGACGACGCCGCUGACAGGUCGAAUGAUCUGACUUUAGUUGAUAAUGCUCAGAAGACUGUUGAGAAGGCAGAUCUAAGCGGUUCUGAGGGGUCUUCGGCACCACGAUCCUCAGAGAUUUCACAUCCGCCGCCUGAGGAGACAGAAACCGAAGCCGCAGAAACUCAGACGCUAAACACUUCUGAUGUUUCGUACCCUGAUCUUUUGCCGAAACUCUCCGAAACACGACCGAAAUCCGAUGAAAGUAGAGAAGAUGUGGCUUUUGCUGAGGAUUCCAGCCCCGAUGUGGCAGAUGAUGAACUCUCCUCUACACCACCCCCGUUAUACACCACAACCUCCUCCCCUGGCGCCAAGCAGCAGGAUUCACCAUUUUUUAGCGAUUUCCUGAACAUCAGCGACAUCGCCAACGCUUCUAGCCAAGACAUCACUCUGACGUCUGACCAGGGCUCCAGCAGCCUCCUCCAGAGCCUGUACGUCAGCACCGACUCGCAGGGUUACCAAACCUGCGAGUCUCGACCGGCCUCCAAAGAACCGAAAGAGACGCUUCACUCUGCGAGCUCGACGCUCUGCGGUGAGCCGAUUAAAACUUCAGGCCUGGUAGAUUCCACAAAUGAAUCACUUAACGGAGAAACCAACCGAACCGAGGAGGCGUCUCUUCAGCCGAGCUUCACGAUAGGAGAAGACUUCGAUCCAAAGAAGCUCAGCGAAGGCGGUGUGGAAAACAAACGUGACGUGUUAGGUGACCCUAAAUGCCCUACGCUGCACCGCUCCCACUCUGAGGGCACACUAGCGCCCGUCUUUAACCAACUCCUCCUGCCCUCUUUCGGCAGCGACCCGGGUGCGAUACCAAAGUCCUCCUCCUCCUCUCUGAUCUCUGCUCCCUCUCUAACUCCUGAAAGCUCCCCUGUAGCGCUCUCUAUCCUCCCUCCCUUUGCUUCUGCGAGGUCGCCGCCGCCGCCAACGCUGGCCGACGGGCCAAUGCCACAGGAGGCCGAGCAGCAGCAGCAGCAGCAGCAGCAGCAGCAGCAGGCAGCCAAUCAGCAGCACAGCCCCCACCCAGUGAAGCCCCUGACCACUGCCAUGCAGACGGAGGAGAAGCGGUCAGUGCUGGCCACCGGCCUGGAGAAGCUCAAGUCCACCAUCCACCCGGGGAGGAGCAGCCAGCUCAGCGAGCACGAGACAGAGAGAAAGAAGUCGCUGACGGAGGGGGCGGGCUCGUACUACCACCUGACCCACAGCGAACUGGUGGCCCUGCUGGUGCAGCGCGAGGCCGAGCUGGAGAGGCAGAAGGCCGAGUAUGACCGUCAGAAACUGUUGCUGGCCAAGCGGGAGGUGGAGCUGAGGAGGCUGAAGCCGCAGGUCAGAGAUCUGGAGGACUACAUUGACACGCUGCUGGUGCGCAUCAUGGAGCAGAAGCCCACCCUCCUGCAAGUGCGCUCCAAGUUCAAGUGACGACGUCGGGGGGUUCCAAGGGUUUGCAGUUCAGUCCGCAUCUGUUCACUCUUAACCUCCACAACAGCUCUUUAGUCUUUUCACUGCUAUGCUGUCCUUUUUGAUACAAAUAUUUAGGCACUGAGAGAUGUCGAGGCGACGUUUUUUCCGGCCGGCAUGCUUUACUGUACUGAAACACGUCGAGAAAAGGUUCGGGUUCCGAGUGGGUUUUGAAUGUAGCGCGUCCUCAGGUUGUUUUCAGGUUCACAAAGCCAGGUGGCGGGUUUCACGACCCAGAUGCUUCCAUUUUUUGGGAUCCUGAUUGUAGAAACAUUGACUCCUCCUUUUCACCUCACCUGUCACUUCUGUCACCGUGUCACAAAAGAGAGAAAACUGUCGGGUUUCAGUCCACAACGGCGGGUGUUCACCAGCGCUACAGCUUUGUAGUGAGAGGAACGAUGAUGACCCACUCUGGUGGUUCUGCAUGUGUUCGUCCAUGAACUACAGGGUUUAGAACGAUUUCCCUCAACUGUAGGUUUCAGUGAAAGAGGCUGCUCAAGAUAAGAAUCCAUGGCAGUGAUCAUUCUGUUGCCUUUUUUAUGUCUUAGCAAUGCAGUUAUUACUUUAUGGUUAAUAGAUUAUUCAUAGACUGGCAACCUGUCCAGGACGUACUGCGCUUUUCAUCCAAGUGUCAGCUGGGAUGAACUCCAGCCGCCCACAGCCCUCCUCAGGAGAAGGCUGCUGAUGGAUGGAGAUGAAUCGCUAAGUCUAGAAAAUGUCAGAAAAUAGUGAUAAAUGUCACAGUUUCCUUUAAGUAACAUCUUCAGAUUCCCUCUUUGUCCAACGACAAGUUCAAACCCCCAAAAUAUUGAAUUUAAUGUACAUGACAAAGGAAAGCAACAAAUAUUUAAAUUUGAGAAGCUGGAAAACGUCAAAGUUUGGCAUCAUUGUUUGAAAAUAACAGAUUCUCAAAACAGUUAAUUUCCUAUUAGCUCACUAAUUGAUAAGCUGACUAAUUUUUUGGCUCUGUUAUGUUGGCUUUGGUAUUUAAAACACAGAGGAGCCAUCAAAUUAGUCUCACAUAGCCAGACGAAGGUCCACAGUGCUGUUUCAUCGAUGGAGAAUGGAAUGACCAUUCUGCUAUGGAGGGAAAAAACACACCUGUACCUCUUUAAACCAACCGCAGCUGUUUGGGGCAAAGCUAAGCCCGGGAUGCAGUGAUGGUGCCCCUGCAAAAUAAUAACAAGGGGAGUAGUUUUGGUGGAACAUUUUUAUGCAGGGACACAAACACUGUCAUUAAAAUGGCUAAUUCCUGCCUUAUUUGAUAACCCAGAUCAUUAAAACUUACCAUUUUAAGGGUGUAGGUUGCUGCUUGAAGGCUUUUCCUGUAAUUUCCUGUAAAAUCGCUCACCAGUUACCAGUGUUUUGGGCCAAUCUAAGCCCAGGAUGCAAUGAAUGUUGCCCCUGCAAAAUAAUGACGACGGGAAUUGUUUUGCCACAUUUGCAUGCAUUUAAAUUGGUAAUUCACUGAAUAAACCAAGCAGCGCUGUGUUAUUUGAUCAUCCAAAUCAGGUCAUUUUCAGGCUGUAGGUGGCUGUUUAGUUUUUUUGUGUUUUUCCUGUAGUAAAGAGAAUUUUAAAAAUGGUGACAUGCAGAUAGCGGAGUAGGAGGAUACAGGUGUGUGGAAAUGGCAAAAAUUUUCCCCAAAGUCGACAUCUGGUGAAGCCACGCUUACCACGACUGUGAUAUACAUCAGUCAAUAUCAUAACAAAGGCAAUAAAGUGUUCCCUGUACAGGAUUUAAAGUUUUAAUUCUCUGCAAGUUGAGGCAUUUCGCCAAAGAUUAUCCAAAAUCUCUGGAGAAAUGGGAGUAAGGAACUUUAAGUGAAAUUGGAAAAUUAACAGAAUUCAUGUCAGGUACACACAAAACCUAGUUCAUGUGUAAAACGUGCAGAACCACCGGUGUGCUUCUUUACUUUUUCCAGAUGACAUACGUGCUCUUUUUGGAUUGACACCCCACAAACGUUCCCUGACGAUUAACGACCGAGUGCUCCGACUAGUUUUUGAAACUACAAACCAAAUGAGCUGUGUGAGAGUUGAGCUUCGUCACGUGCACAACACUGGGAACCGAUUGUAGCUUCUGAAUGUUCAAAAGUGUUCUUAGCCAGCAAGCGAAUGGUUUUACUUUCAACGCACGAUAAGUGCUGUUUAUCUUUUGCUUGUUCCUUCCUUUUUCCCUCCUCCUCCUCCUCUUCUUUCUGUUCCACGGGCAUGUCUUGAAAUUUACCCAUAAUGCUCAGCCACAUAAGCUAACUUGAUUCUCGUAGGGGUCACGGUGUUAUCAGGUGAAGACAGUAUCACUCAGUAUCCAGUCAGUAUCAAGAUCAGCCAUCACAGCUUCUCUGAUCUCAUGCUUCUGCCUUCCCACAUGUGCGUUAUCGCCACGGCGUUGAGAAGAUGCCUGCGACAUGCUGGUACUCGACUUCCCUCCUUUCAGUGUCCGUGUGUCACAUCUGCUUCUACACGAGCACGCAUAAUCGCUUCUACUGCUUUCAGGUGUUACAAAGGGAUAUAUACCGCAUUUUACAGCAUAUAUGCCGUAUUGAAAUGCCAAAUGCUGCCUUAUUUUUGUUCCGUUCAUUGAGAAUCUCGCACUUCAUUUUACUUGUCGGGGCUCGGGGGGCAGGUCUUGAAAACAAAAAAGAGAAAAGCCAUCUGUUCACUGAAAGUUUUUUUUUUUCUUCUUCUUUUUUUAUUCUUCUAAAGCUUUGUUAUGAUAUUGUUUAGGUCACUGCACAAAAAUAAAUUGUAUGCAUACCAAUAGAAACUGAGUAGUUACAGUGAUUUCCUGUGAAAUGCCAAAAAAAUAAAAAACUUAAAAAAAAAAAAAUCUAAAUAAAAAAAAACAAAAAACACAAAGCCUUGAAACUUAAUCUAUGGAGCAGAUUGAUACACCAUAAAGUAUUCUGAUAUGAUGCCACUUUUAACAGCAUUUGUGGAUGUUCUUGCACUACUUAAUCGUCAGAAGAAAACUCUACUGUACCCGUCUGUCUGAUCUCGGUAUAGUUAGAUGUACUUUACACCGUACUGCACUUUCUAAUCGCUCUGUGAUUUAAGCACUCGGCCUAUUUUUGACACCACAACGAUGAUUAGCCAGUGAGCUCAAAGCAUACAAAAACACAUCUAAAAAACAUCUCGUCAUCUCGGUUCUGCUGUGCGAUCGCAAUAUCAAGUGCAUAGAUGACUGUAGAGACAUUUUAAAUGUGACUCGGCACUUUCCGCAGUGCAAGAAAUAAACAUCCUCGUUCAUGUCUUCCAUUUUACAAAGUUCUUAUUUAAGUUUAAACUGAUUGUAUUUUGUCCUCGAUUGUGUAGCUGGUGGAAUGUGCUUAAAGGUAGUAUGUGAGAUUGGAACGUUUACAAUCCGUGAUGCAAUUCUGUUUCACAAAUUUUGUAUAUUUAAUAAAGAAUAUUUUGUGUUUCUUGCUCACCGUA